Messenger RNA from Neurospora tetraspora, 291 nucleotides. RefSeq lists its product as uncharacterized. Lineage: Eukaryota; Fungi; Ascomycota; Sordariomycetes; Sordariales; Sordariaceae. The record is from RefSeq and is a predicted model, not a curated record. Bases 1 to 291 code for a protein of 96 amino acids. The transcript is spliced from 2 exons.
AUGGGUUACCUCGAGCUGGCCCGUGCCGGCCAAAGGGAAGCUUCCCUUUGGGUUGCUCGCUUUGACCUUCUUCGCGAACAUCUCGGAGACGAAGAGGAGCAGCGAGAAAGGGGUCUCGCCCGUCUCGCCGAGAUGAAGCGUCUGGCGGAAGAACGGGCUAAGGACACCGGAAAGGAGAGAAGGGCAAGGCUUCAGGCAAAUCUGGAGUCGCGAUACCACGCUGGGCUGCUUCAGGACAAGGCGCAUAUUGGAACGUGUCAGGGACAUGGCGGCGAUGUCGAAGAGUAUUGA